AUGACAUACUCUCCUAAAAUCGGAGACCCAAUCUCCACCCUCGACACCCCUUCCAUGAUUGUUGAUCUGGACCUCAUGGAAUCCAACAUCUCCAAACUCAUGUCUCAACUCCUCCCCACGGGCAUCAACAUCCGACCACAUCUUAAAACCACCAAGUCCGUAAUCCUAGCCCGGAAACUAAAUGCCGCGGGUGCAAAAGGUGGAUGUGUUGCAAAGCUCAGCGAAGCCGAAGUGAUGUGUGAACUCGGAUUCACUGAUUUGCUUAUCACGUGCGAGAUCAUUGGAGCAGCGAAGGUGAAGAGGCUAGUGGAGUUAUUCAGGAAGUAUAGGAGUAUAAAAAUUGUGGUGGAUAGUGAGGGUGGAGCGAGUGCUAUUAAUGAGGCACUCGAGAAGAGCGGGAUUGGAGAACCGAUCAUGACACUCAUUGACUUGGAUGUUGGAUUGCACAGAACGGGCGUACAGGCUGGGGAGCCGGCCUUAAAGCUAGCAAGGCAUGUUGUGGGGCUCACGCAUCUCAAGUUAAUCGGAGUACAAGGUUAUGAAGGGCAUCUCCAACAUGUGCACAACCGUGAAGAAAGAAAGCAAAUGUGUUUGGAGUCGAUGGCAACCUUGACUCAGACGGCGGAAGCAUUUCGCGAAGACGGCCACAAUAUCGAAGUCGUAACAACGGGAGGAACAGGCACAGCCGAAUUCUGUGUCUCAGUGCCCGGAGUCACCGAAGUCCAGCCCGGAUCCUUCCUCUUCAUGGACACGGACUACCGAAACGCAGUGGGUACAUUCUACUCCAACAGUCUCACGAUCCUCUCCACGGUCAUUAGCAAGCAGGGGCAGAAAUGUAUUACGAUCGAUGCAGGGUUAAAGUCUCUUACGACGGACAGUGGUCUUGCUGAGUGUAAGACGGUAGGGUAUACAUAUGGAGUUUUAGGGGAUGAGCAUGGGUCGUUGAGUUGGACCGAUAGUCCCGAUUUGAACGUUGGGGAUAGGGUAGAGAUGAUCCCGAGUCAUAUUGAUCCAACGAUCAAUCUUCACGACUUUUAUUACGCCCAUAGGAAGGGUGUUAUCGAGGAAAUUUGGGCCGUAGAUGCAAGAGGGAAAGUCCAGUAG
This is a messenger RNA of Lindgomyces ingoldianus, 1104 nucleotides long. RefSeq lists its product as uncharacterized. Bases 1 to 1104 code for a protein of 367 amino acids. The transcript has a single exon. NCBI's taxonomy places the organism in Eukaryota, Fungi, Ascomycota, Dothideomycetes, Pleosporales, Lindgomycetaceae. The record is from RefSeq and is a predicted model, not a curated record. Gene Ontology annotation, molecular function: D-serine ammonia-lyase activity. Gene Ontology annotation, biological process: D-serine catabolic process.